This is a messenger RNA of Gracilinanus agilis (Agile Gracile Mouse Opossum), 2136 nucleotides long. RefSeq names its product zona pellucida glycoprotein 2 (gene ZP2). Gene Ontology annotation, biological process: prevention of polyspermy; binding of sperm to zona pellucida. Gene Ontology annotation, molecular function: structural constituent of egg coat; acrosin binding. The record is from RefSeq and is a predicted model, not a curated record. NCBI's taxonomy places the organism in Eukaryota, Metazoa, Chordata, Mammalia, Didelphimorphia, Didelphidae. Bases 1 to 2136 code for a protein of 711 amino acids. The transcript is spliced from 18 exons. Gene Ontology annotation, cellular component: egg coat.
AUGCGGAGAAAGGUCUUUGGGUUCAAACUAAGUGGGACCCCCAAAGGGGCAUGCUACUGCCCACAGCUUCCCUGGCUCUUCUGCCUUGUGACCCUGGUAAACUGUGCAGUGGUUGGUCAUUUCUCAGCCACCAGCUUCCCAGGCACAGUUGCUUGCUAUGAUGAUGAAAUGAAGAUUGGAUUUCCUGAAGAUCUUGCCAAUGAGUCUUGGCAAGCAGAUGUGGUUGAUUCCUUUGGCAAUGAAAUCUUGAAUUGUGCCCCUGUUAUGAACUCAGAAAAUCUUACCAUGAGAGUCAUGUAUGAGAGCUGUGCUGAAAGAGUGCAUGGGAAGUAUCAAGUAAAUCUGCGGUUCCUGCCCAACAAGAUCACAAGCAACCAGACUAUAAUCUACCAGGUCGGAUGUCCUGCCAUUCAAGGUGAUGAGGGUCGUGGUGGAAUUUUGACAGCCACAAACUGUACCAAAGAUUCUAUGUCUAUUUCCUUUCCACAGAACCUACCUGAUUUUGAUGAGACUAUGGUUUCAGAACCUCAGAUGACUUGGAUGGUCAUUGUGGGUGAUAGCCCUAGAACACAAACACUUUCUCUUCAUCAAGCCAUGCAGCAGGGCUACACUUUCGUCAGGGAUGCUAGGAAGGUCAUCCUCCAAGUUUCUUUCGAUGCUGCUGGAGUCCUGCACUAUGAGCAAGGAGACAAUCACCUGUAUACCCUGGCUCUCCAACUUACAUAUGGAUCUCCUGAACAGAGACUUACCCUCUCCUCCCGAAUGGUUUGCAUAUUAGGUCCAGCCACCUGUAAUUCAACACAUCUGACUCUUAUUAUACCAGAGUUUCCAGGGACAUUGACAGCCAUAAAUAUAGAGAAUCAGAAUAUUCUCAUCAAUAUGUCAAAGAGCAGUGGUAUUGCUUUAGAAUCAAGAAAUGGUUCAAGACUUCACUUCAACAAAAGAAUUCUGAAAUCUAAAGUGUCUGAGAAUGGUGCAGGUGUUCAGUUUUACUUGCCUUUAGUAAAGCUAAUUUUUGAUUAUUAUGGGGAUAUGGUACCCACGAUCAUCAAUCCUGUAUCCUGUGAGUCACCUGUUUCAGUAGUUAUAGAUGGUACCUGUACCCAAGACGGCUUUAUGGACUUUGAGGUCUACAGUCAUCAAACUAGGCCAGCCUUGAACCUGGACACACUCCAAGUAAGAGACACAUCCUGCCAGCCAGCCUUUAAGGAUCCAUUUCAGGAGAUGGUUCGAUUUCAUAUACCCCUGAAUGGGUGUGGAACAAGUGCAAAGUUUGAAAGAGACCAAGCUGUCUAUGAAAAUGAAAUACAUGCUCUUUGGGCAAAUCUCCCCCCAAGCAAAAUCACGAGAGACAGUGAAUUCAGUUUGACAGUGAGAUGCUAUUAUAGCAGUACUGACCUCAUAGUCAGAACAAACAUCAGCAGUCCUCCUUCUCCAAUUGCUUCAGUGGAACCAGGAUUAGUUUCCUUAACCCUUCAGAGCUAUCCAGACAAGUCCUAUCUACAACCUUAUAGGGACAAUCAGUACCCAAUUGUAAAAUUCAUGCGUCAACCAAUUUACUUGGAAGUACAAGUUAUAAAUAGAAAUGACCCAAACAUCAAACUAGUCUUAGAUGACUGCUGGGCAACAACAUCAGUGGACCCUGCCUCUCUUCCCCGCUGGAAUGUCAUUGUAGAUGGCUGUGAUUAUAAACUAGACAACUACCGCACAAAAUUUCAUCAUGUGGGCUCUUCAGUGAAAUACCCUAAUCACUACCAAAGAUUCGAAGUAACUACUUUUGCUUUCGUAUCUGGUGGUCAAGCUCUCUCUAGCCUGAUCUAUUUCCACUGCAGUGUCUUGCUCUGUGACCAGUCCUAUCCAGAUUCUCCUUUGUGUUCAGUGACUUGCCCUUCGUCAUCUAGGACCAAAAGAGAGACCAUUAAAGAAAAGCCUACAAUUACAAGUCUUCCUGGACCUUUCCUCUUGGUAUCAGAUUGGGCCCCCUCAUUUAGAGGACCCAUGGAUUCUGAAAGACCUUGGCUCAAAAAAACAAGUAUUGCCCUCAAAGUAGGGGCUGUUCUAGUUGUAGUAAUAUUUGUUGUGGUAAUACUUUGUCUUGUUAAAUGCGUGCUAGGUAGGACAAGAACUGUGGUUUAA